Pyrus x bretschneideri (Chinese white pear) is the source of this 5655-nucleotide messenger RNA. Its product is annotated as WEB family protein At3g02930, chloroplastic-like. Gene Ontology annotation, biological process: reciprocal meiotic recombination. NCBI's taxonomy places the organism in Eukaryota, Viridiplantae, Streptophyta, Magnoliopsida, Rosales, Rosaceae. The record is from RefSeq and is a predicted model, not a curated record.
UUUUCUUUAUUUUUCACUAAGAAAGUAAAAUAUAGCAACAUGUUAUCCGCCAUGAAAAAAUUGCAAAUUACACACACUGAGACUGAGGGAGAGAGAGCAGCAUAAUUAAUUAGACAGCACAAGUGCUCCACUACUACCAGUACCACUCCUCUUCCUCCCCCACUUUUCCCCGUUCUUCUUCCAUUACCUUCGCCAUGUCUUCCAAGCCCAAAUCUACUGUAUCUGAUACUCCUAAAAAAGCAUCACCAGCAGCAACCCCUCCUCCUCGAGUUAGUAAACUCAGCCGGGGAGUUGCUAAAUCCGAAUCCGAUUCACCUUCUCCUUCGCAAAACUCUCGCCUUUCAGUUGAUCGCUCCCCGCGCUCUGUCAAAUCCAAGCCCGCCGUUGAGCGUCGGUCACCCAAGAUCACCACCCCCACCUCCACUCCCCCUGAAAAACAACCGACACGGGUUGCAAAGGGAUCAGAGAUACAGGCUCAAUUAGGUCUUGUUCAGGAAGAUCUGAAGAAGGCAAAGGAGCAGAUAAUUUUGAUUGAGAAAGAGAAGGCAAAAGCAAUUGACGAAUUGAAAGAAGCGCAGAAAGUGGCCGAUGAGGCACAUGAGAAACUCAGAGAGGCUUUGGUGGCUCAAAAGCGAGCCGAGGACAAUUCUGAAAUUGAGAAGUUUCGUGCUGUUGAGUUGGAGCAGGCAGGAAUCGAAGCAUCCCAAAAGAAGGAAGAGGAAUGGGUGAAAGAGCUUGAAGCUGUGAGGAACCAACAUGCUCUUGAUGUGUCCACUCUACUCUCUACCACUCAGGAACUUCAAAGGGUGAAGCAAGAACUGACCAUGACCUGUGAUGCCAAAAACCAGGCACUGACUCAUGCUGAUGAUGCAACCAAGAUUGCCGAGAUCCAUGCCAAUAAGGUGGAGAUUCUUUUAGCUGAGUUGACUCAGUUAAGGGCCUUGCUAGAUGCAAAGCUUGAAACAGAGGCUAGCGAGAGCAACAAGAUGGUGGUUAGCCUUAAAUCGGAGGUAGAUUCUCUCAAACAAGAGCUUGAUAAAGCAAAAGGUUACAAGGAGAGAUUAAUAGAGAAAGAGGCUUCCAUUGAACAGCUCAACGUUGAGCUAGAAUCAGCCAAGAUGGCUGAAUCUUAUGCACGUAGUGUAGUUGAGGAGUGGAAAAUUAGGGUUGAGGAAUUAGAGAUGCAGGUUGAAGAAGCAAAUAAGUUGGAGAGGUCUGCAUCAGUGUCUUUAGAUUCAGUCAUGAAACAACUCGAGGGAAACAAUGAGUUGUUGCAUGAUGCAGAAUCUGAAAUUUCUGCUCUUAAGGGGAAGGUCAGCUUGCUGGAAAUUACAAUUGGAAGACAUAGAGGGGAUCUUGAGGACUCAGAACUUUGUCUUGAGAUGGCCAAAAGAGAAAAUUAUGAAAUGGCACAAACGGUUGAGUCGCUUAAGUCUGAGCUUGAAACUCUGAAGGAGGAGAAAAUGCAGGCUUUAAGCAAUAAGAAGCUUGCCUCAUCCAGUAUUCAAACCCUAUUAGAAGAGAAAAACAAACUCAUAAAUGAGUUGGAAAAUUCUAGGGAUGAAGAAGAGAAGAGCAAGAAAGCAAUGGAAAGCUUAGCUUCAGCCUUACAUGAAGUCUCCGCAGAAGCAAGAGAAGCCAAAGAAAAGCUGCUGUCUAAUCAAGCUGAGCUUGAGAGUAACGAGUUGCAGAUAGAAGACCUGAAAAUGGUCUUGAAAGCAACCAACGAAAAGUAUGAAGGCAUGCUUGAUGAUGCAAAACACGAAGUCUAUCUUGUUACAAGUAACCUUGAACAAUGCAAGACUGAGUUCCAAAACGCAAAGGCCGACUGGGAAAGAGAACUUCACCUGGCGAAUUGUGUGAAACAUUCAGAAGAAGAAAACUCUUUGAAGGAAAAAGAAAUAAACAGGCUGCAAAAUUUGCUCACAAAAUCCAAUAAAGAAGCUUGUGCUCUGAAGGACGAAGAAGCCCAGUUGGAAGAGAGCCUGAAGGAAGUUGAAUCUGAAGUUAUCUAUUUGCAGGAAGCUCUUGCAGAAGCAAAGGCCGAGAACAUGAAAUUAAAUGAAAGCAUAUUGGAUAAAGAAAAUGAGUUCCAGUGUAUUGUUCACGAAAACGAUGAACUCCAAGACAAGGAGGCAGCUUCUCUUAAAAAGGUUGAGGAAUUGUCUAGGUUACUGGAAGAAGCUGUGGCGAAGAAGCAAGCCGAGGAAAAUGGUGAGCUAACAGAUAGUGAGAAAGACUAUGAUUUGCUUCCAAAGGUAGUUGAAUUCUCUGAAGAGAAUGGGCAUGGAGGAGAAGAGAAACCAAAAAUGGACCUUGCACCAAUUCAAGGUGAGGAGCACAAGACGGAAAGCUUAUGGGAAGAGAAUAAUAAUGUUGUCAUUAAUGGCAAGGCUGAGGAAAUGGACUAUGCUAAAAGUGAUAAUGUGAAGGGCAAACCAAAAGAAGCUGAGAGCAAAGAGAAGGAAGAUGAAUCAGUAGAGGUGGAGUAUAAGAUGUGGGAGAGCUGCAAGAUUGAAAAGAAGGAAUUCUCGCCGGAGAGGGAACAAAAGCAGGAAUCGUUUGAAGAGGAAGUGGUGUCAAAGGUGGGGGGUGGCGAGGGGUUUGAUGAGAUAAAUGGAGUAACUUCAACGGAAUGUGUGGACGAAAGCAGGACCUCUCCAUCAAAGCAACAGAAGAAGAAGAAGCCUUUUCUCCGCAAGUUCGGAAGCCUACUGAAGAAGAAGGGCACAAGCAACAACCAGAAGUAGAGAAGGUUGUUGCAUGAAUUGUGCCCAACUAGAAGGCAGAAGGCAGGUUAAUUCACUGGAAAUUGUUUCAUGGGUUUGAUUUUCGUUUUUUGGUGCUGAUUUUCAGAAUAGGUUAAGAAUGAAAAAGUUUGUAUUACGUUUAGGGUUUUUUUUUUUUUUUUUUUUUUUUUUAAGAUUUGAUUUCCGAUCUGGGCAGUAUCUUGUAUGUGAUGGGACUUUCAUUUGGUUAUUCCUUCUCCCUUCUACAAUCUUACAUAGAUAUUGUGGAAGGAGUGGUAACAUGAACUUGUAUCUUGAUGUGCUUUCAUCUGUUUCAAAUGGAGAUAUAUAAAAAAAUAUAAAUAUAUCAUUGUUAUUUGUUAUUUGUCACAAGGAGUGGUGUGGACAUGAACUUGUAUCUUUUGCUUUGAUCAAUCACCCCUCCGUAUUUGAUAUUAUUGAACUCCUGGAUUGGUGGAAUGGCUUUAUGCACAGUUGAAGAAGCCUUCCCAUCCCUGUCGUGGUAUCCCAACCGCCAUCAAUUGCCUUGCAACCUUACUGAAGGAACCUUAGAUCUUCCUUUGUUCAGUUAGAUGGGGUGAAGUUGCUUGUUCCCUUAAUUUCUCCAGCUUCCACCUAACAAUCUAUUUAGCUUUUUUAUGAAACAUGUUUAUGCAUCUGGCUACUUCUAGAACUCUUCCAAGACUCACAGAAGUUGUCAAGAAUUCCACAAAGGAGAGGUUGUCAGAGUAGUUGUUUUGACCCUGAGGAACUUGCUCUCAAAAGGGACAUUUGGCGCUCAAAUGGUGGACCUUGGACUGCCACAAAUCAUUCAGAAUUUGAAAGCACAAGCAUGGAGUGAUGAGGUGGGAAACCAGACUGUAUGCCUCUUUUGAUAGUUUGUAUUUUAUGUGGUCUGACUGGAAGGAAGGCAUUUAGGCUAACUUGGUAUAACAAGUUAAAUGAAAGGAACCAACUAGCUCAUGGAGCUAUUGUUGUUCUUGUACAUGCAUUCCUUUAAACUAUAAAUCAUUGGUGUAGUUUCCCUAAUGAAAUGAAGCUUCUUGUGGGAUCUCCUGGAGGGAUUAAAUCAACUGGAAGAGGGUCUGAAGUAGAUCAUCAAGAAAUUAAGUUCUUUUGACAUGUAUAAGCAAGAAGUCCUCCUUGGCCAUCUUGACUGGUCACCCAUGCACAAGGAUCCAAUAUUCUGGCGAGAGAAUGUUACCAACUUUGAGGAGAAUGACUUUCAGAUUCUAAGAGUCCUGAUAACUAUCUUGGACACAUCCGGUGAUCCUAGGGCAUUGGCCGUAGCCUGCUUUGAUAUCUCAGUGUUUGUCCAGCAGUGUCCGGCAGGAAGUAGCAUAGUGACGGACCUCAAGGCCAAGGAACGUAUGAUGAAACUGAUGAAUCAUGAGAGUCCCGAGGUCGCCAAAAAUGCGCUGCUAUGUAUCCAAGGGCUUUUCCUAGGUGCCAAGUAUGCUAGCUUUUUGCAGGCUUAGAGAUGCAUUCCCUUGAAUGGCGGAGCGGAGCAAUGGGGCAGCGUUUUUUAGUCUAAAUGUUAUUUUCCAAAAGAGAUGUUUAUGAAGGGAAGGGCAGGGGUGCUGCUGUCAUAGUAGUAGUGGUAUACAUAUUUAUGUGUUUGAGUAAUACAUUUCAUAGGGCUGUUUGGUUAUUUGAAAAUCCACUUGUUGCUGUGUUUUUUAUGCUUUCUUGGUUGGUGUAGGUAAUGAGCUAGAGUAAAAAAAAAAAUUCAUCUGUAAUCCCGCUGGGGGGAUAAAAUAAAUUAUGUGUAUUCAGUGAGGCCCAUAUUUGUUGUCAAGAUUUUACUUUUACCUUAAUGCAUGCACCCACUGGACUAUUAGCUGAAUUUUACAUAAUCGUAAUGGGAUUCCUUUUUAAUGAAAAUUAUUAAAACGAUGGCAGGGACGCACGACCAAGCGGCCGGUCAUGCGUGCUUAAUUAGUUGAAUGAAAGAUUUGGAUUUUAUCAUGAGUGCAUUUUUGCCCUACCACUAUAAAGUGGUGGCGAUAUCCACCCUAUCAAUUAGUGUUAGAUUUAUUUUAAAAUUUAAGAUUUAUGUAACAAAUAAAUUAAUUCAAAAUUAUUCAAAGGUACCUGAUGAUGGUGAGCAAAUUUUUUUUUUUAAUUUUUUUUUAUUAGUGCAUUUUUGCUCACAACAUUGAAAUAAGUGACAAUACGUGUGGAAUUUCCUUAUAUUGCAAAUUUCUUUAACGGGUUUUCAUAUCAAUUGCAAUUUUCUUUGCCACCGUAUCUAAGAAUAGAGAGAGAUGGAGAAAAAGAGUGGGAGUGAGGAGGAUAAGGGAAAGGUAUGCAAAAGGUGCAAGGAAAGCUACAGAGCCUCCUCUAACACCUCUUUCUCAUGCCGCUUCCACCCUUCUUUCUUCGUCUGUCGCCGUCACGACGACCAGAAAAGGUACUAUGAAUUGGGACCCAACGAUCCGCCAUACGCUGCCAAGUUCUACGACUGUUGUGGGGCUGAGGAUCCUGAGGCAUCCGGCUGCACUACCAGUUUCCAUGUUUCGUACGAUGAGGAUUGAUUUAAGUUUCAUCAUUUCAUUCAGUCUUGCUCUUGCACUCUAGCCAAGUUGUAGAUAUCAUUCUGUAUCUCCAAUAAUGUCCUCUCUUUUAUAUGAAAAUGAAGUCGAUGCAUAAUUCUGAAUGUUUGUUUCGUGAAGUGAUGGUUUGUAUAUAUAGUUUAGAUUGCUACAAGUCAGAUAAAGUUAGAAGAAAAACAAAGUUAUGUAAAGAAAAUAAAGGAGGAGACACAACGACGGGGAUAUCUGGACUGGUAGCCUAGUUGGUUGUGUUAUUGUUGAUUAGAUGUAAGAUUGUUCACUUGGCUGUUGUAUUUUUCUAAUAAAGACUAAUGGUAAAUAUAUAAUGAAGAUUCUGAUUCCAUUUUCCA